Molecule: messenger RNA, 1113 nt
Organism: Zygotorulaspora mrakii
Lineage: Eukaryota; Fungi; Ascomycota; Saccharomycetes; Saccharomycetales; Saccharomycetaceae
Gene: SCJ1
Product: Scj1p
Exons: 1
Coding region: 1-1113 (370 amino acids)
Biological process (GO): protein refolding
Cellular component (GO): cytoplasm
Molecular function (GO): Hsp70 protein binding
Source: RefSeq, a predicted model, not a curated record
AUGAAAUUUCCACACUCGCUCUUACUAUCUUUUUUAGUCCUGCAGUUUGCAUUGGCACAGGAUUAUUAUGCAAUACUUGGUCUUAACAAAGAUGCAUCAGAUAAAGAGAUCAAAUCAUCAUAUAGACAACUAUCCAAACAGUUCCAUCCCGAUAAAAAUCCAGGAAAUGAAGAUGCACACCACAAAUUUAUUGAAAUAGGUGAAGCUUACGAAGUACUAAGCGAUCCAGAGAAGAGGAAAAUAUUUGAUCAAUAUGGCGCCGAGGCGUUGAAGAAUGGAGGUCCAGGGCAGGGGGGACAAGGUGGAUUCCACGAUCCGUUUGACAUCUUUGAACAAAUGUUCAACAGAGGCGGGCCCGGUGGCGGAUUUGGCCAAAGACAGAAACCUCGUGGUCAUAAUUUGAGAGUUCAGGAAGAAUUGUCAUUAAAGGAAUACUACACAGGAUCAACCUUAGAUUUUAGUUUGAUGCUGAAUGACGUUUGUGACCAUUGUGAUGGCACAGGUUCUGAAGAUGGCAAAGUGACUCAGUGUCCUGACUGUCAAGGUCGCGGAGUCGUAAUACAACUGAUAAGAAUGGGUAUAAUUACACAGCAAAUUCAACAGGUUUGUGGAAGAUGUGGCGGUAGAGGAUCUAUCGUAAAGACCCCCUGUAAAGUCUGCCAGGGUGCAAAAGUUGUGAAGAAAUCGAAGUCAUUUCAUGUUGAGGUUCCAGCAGGAGCUCCAAGACAUUAUUCAGAGGUCAAACAUGGGGAGUCUGACAAGGGCGCCGACUUUGAUGCAGGUGAUAUUUUCAUUGAAUUCAAUGAAAAUAGUAAGAAUAACAUGGGCUACAGAAGACGCGGAGACCACUUAUUCAGAACCGAAGUGCUGAGUGCGAGAGAAGCGCUGUCUGGAAAUUGGGAAAGACACAUAGAGUUUCUCGACGAAACAAAGGAAGUAAAACUGUCAAGGCCCUCAAAUACAAUCGUGUCUGAUGGUGAAAUCGAACGCGUGGCUGGGUUCGGCAUGCCCAAAAGAGGCAAGGGUUUCGGUGACCUUUUCAUCGAGUAUAAAGUCAUCAUGCCUCACAAACUGGCAAGUGGAGGAUAUCAAGCGAUGAGAGAUGAGUUAUAA